Messenger RNA from Sphaeramia orbicularis (orbiculate cardinalfish), 2798 nucleotides. It is a transcript of the gene pltp, whose product is annotated as phospholipid transfer protein. NCBI's taxonomy places the organism in Eukaryota, Metazoa, Chordata, Actinopteri, Kurtiformes, Apogonidae. The transcript has 15 exons. The record is from RefSeq and is a predicted model, not a curated record. Gene Ontology annotation, biological process: phospholipid transport; ceramide transport; high-density lipoprotein particle remodeling. Gene Ontology annotation, molecular function: phosphatidylethanolamine transfer activity; phosphatidic acid transfer activity; ceramide transfer activity. Bases 122 to 1588 code for a protein of 488 amino acids.
UCUGAGCCUUGGGAUAAAAACAAACGUCCUCAUUGGAACAGAAGCAGAACGAACGAACGAACAACUGGAAACAGGACUGAACUCAUCCACCGGCUGAUCUGUUGAGUCUUCCUGCUUUACGAUGGCGUCCUGUCUACUGACCCUCCUCGUCCUCUUCAUCCCAUUGUUGCCCUCCAUCAUGGCCGCUGAACCGGCCGGAUGUAAAAUUCGGAUCACCGAUAAAGGACUGGACAUGUUGAAGGCUGAGACUCAGAGGUUUGUUGAAGAGGAGCUCAGUAACAUCAGUAUGCCAGAGAUGGAGGGCAAAGAAGGACGCUUCCAGUACACCAUCACCAAUGUGAAGAUCACAGAGAUGAAUCUGACUCACGUGGAUCUGCGUUUCAUCCCAACCGUCGGGUUGUUGUUUGACGUCCAGAACUCGUCGAUCACUCUGAGCUUCCACAGACGGAUCCUCUACUGGUUCUUUUACGACACAGGAAACAUCAGUGCAUCGGCGGAUGGUGUGAACAUCAACACAGUUCUGAAUCUGAUCCGAGACCAUGAAGGUCGACUUAAGAUCAACAACAUCACCUGUGACGCCAGAAUCGAGAAAAUGAGAGCGAAGUUCAGCGGGACGCUCGGGAAGGUCUACGAUUUCAUCUCAGGUUUUCUGACGAGUGGUAUGCGCUUCCUCCUCAACCAAAAGAUCUGUCCGGCUCUGGACCACGCUGCUCUGGUCCACGUCAAUGCGAUGCUGGAUUCAAUCCCUGUGAAGACAGAGGUCGAUGGCUACAUCGGGAUUGAUUACUCUCUGCUCAGUGACCCUUUGGUGACCUCUAAGAGUCUGGACAUGGAGUUCAGAGGGAUGUUCUUUAACCUGGCCAAUGAGAACGACAUUCUGGCCAACAGCGCCGUGGACCCGGUCAUCACAGAGUACGACAGGAUGGUCUACCUGGCUCUGUCCGAGUUCUUCUUUGACAGCGGAAUGUUCUCCUACUACAAAGCUGGAAUAUUCCAGAUGGACAUAGUGAACGAGAAGAUGCCCAAAGAUCUGGAGCUGUUGUUGAGAACUACCUACUUUGGAGCCCUCAUGAUGUUGAACCCGGCGCUGAUGGACGCUCCGCUCGCCCUCCAGCUCGCCGUCAACUCCCCCCCAAAAACCACCAUCAAGACGUCGGGAGCAACAGUCGUCGUGACGGCCAUCGUCAAGGUGCUGGUUCUGCCUCCAGGACAGCCUCCAGUCCAGCUCAGCAGCAUGACCAUGGAAAAUAAAUUUAAUGCAAAAGUUUCAAUGAAGGGAAAACGUCUGGCUGUUCACGCUGACCUGCGCAGGUUUAAAAUAUUCUCCAAUCAGUCGGCUCUGGAAUCUCUGGCACUGAUUCCUCUUCAGGCUCCUCUGAAGACGAUGCUGCAGAUGUCUGUAGUUCCUUUAAUCAACAACUGGACAAAGAGAGGAGUUCAGAUUCCUCUGGCUGACGGCAUGGAUUUCAUUGAGGAAGUGGUUGAAUAUCAUAAUGGUUACAUUGUGAUCGGAGCAAACCUUCACUUCAGCAAAGGACUGAGAGAAAUGAUCGAAGGGAGCGAAGUCGCCUCCAACAGCACCGUGUAAACAUGUAAAAAUACACAACAUGUAAAUAUGUAGCACAUGCAACACUGUCCAUGUAUAUAAAUACAAUGUAAAUAUAUACAACACUGCACAUGUUCCAGUAGACGCACAAACACACAGGGGUGUUUCUGUUGUACAUGUACUGUAUGUGUUUACUUAGACACUGUCAAACAUGAAAUGCUGAUGGAGGUCAGGGAAACUCAGCUGUUCAAACAAUAUUUAUCACAACAAAUUAAUAAACAUUAACUUUCAAAAGCCCAAACCCAACAAAUCUAUUGCUGUAAAAUAACCUCUAGUUUCCCUUUUCUUUGUCUCAUUCGGACAUUCAGAGGCUCCACAAUUUAUGCAAACACAUAAUUUUGACUGUUUGUAUUAGUUUAGUUGAUUUUAUAAUUCAAUUCACACAUGUGCACAUGCUCAGUUAAUUAAAUAUAAAUAAAUCCUGUGAAAAAUAUUAAGAUGAAGGGCCUUAACCUGCUUAGUAAAGAUUACAUACAGAGAAAAACAAAUAAUCUGGAACCUGAAAACAGUCACUUUGUUAAGUGUUCACAAUAAAAACAUAAUUUUUAGUUUAAAUUUCAAUAAAAUGAUCCAUUCUCAGACAAGGAAAAUGUAAAAUUUAAUGAAACUUUGAGUUCUAAAUCAAAGAAAACUGAUGCCAGCUGACAGAAAAACAGAAUAAAUAAAGAAGAUGCAGAUGUCUGGAACUUUGAGGGUUAAAUGCUCCAUAAGUCACUGUAUUUUGCAGUUGUUUUAAAAUUAAAGGUCCAAUGUAUAAUAGUGACAUCUACUGGUGAAGUUUCAGAUUUAUUCUCUUGCACUUCAACACUGAAUCUCAGAUGAAAUGAAAAAAAAAGAAAAGAAGUCCAUUCUGAGCAACUGCAGAAACAUGGUAGUUCUUAUAACUAAAGCAAACACAAAAUGCUAAAUAUCCUGUUUAAUUGUAAUGUUUAUAAAGAGGUUUUAGCUGCAGAAUCAUGUGACAUGAACAUUAUUACAGACACAGAGUGAAUAAUGUGUUUGGAUUGUGAAUAUGGCUGAAGGAGGUUGAGUUUUAGAUACAGGUAGAUUAACACAUUUUACCUCAACUCACAACUAAACACAAGAUGAUUAUGUCCUCACAAAUGUGGUGAAUGUUGUUUAUUUGUACUGUAGCCAUGACAACCAGUGUUACAUGAAACAGAUUUGUUGAAUAAAGAAACUAAACCAGAAA